AUGCAAAAGGAUGCAGAUACGUAUGACGAACAGGUUCAUGAUGAAUCGCCAAUGUUUAAAAGACAUUAUGAGCUGCGGUCAAGGAACAGAAGUAGUAGUAACGUGAGUCAACGAUCCAAGGACCACGUGAGCGGUAAGAAUGAAACGGUAGCUGGUAGCAUGAGCGAUACGCAUAACGAGACGAACCAGCUCCCAAAGCUAUCAAAAUCCUCUUCCAAUACAACCAAAGGUACUGAGCCACAGAUACGAAGAGGACCUGUGAUACUGAGAAGAACUCUGAGCUCCCUUUCGAUAGGUAGUAGUAGUAAACCUGGGAAUGUGGACAAUCGCAGUUAUCAGGACAAUAUUGAUGAGGAUCCAAAUGACGAAUUGCCAGGUUUGAAGCACACGUCCAGUUAUCACUCAUUCACCAGCAAGCAUAGACAUCAUAAACAAUUGAAACAAAUGAGGGAUACAAGUGACAGUCAAAAUCAUAAUCCCAGUCAUCCUCCUAGUCAUACUCAAAAUCAUAGUCAUAAUCACAAGCACAAUCACAAUUACAAUCACAAUCACAAUCACAAUCACAAUCACAAUCAGAACUACAGUCACAGUCGCGAUCAUGAAUAUAAUAGUAGUAGUCCGGUCAGUAGUAGUUCUCAGGUAAAUGAUUAUGUGCAAUCAGAAAAGAAUUCAAAAGGUGCGGCGGCUCCGUCAAGGAAACAAUCCUUUGCUGAAGCCCUUUUGAAAAAAUUUGGUGGUCCGGGUUCUCAUUCUAAUUCUACAGCUAGCAGCUCUCACAUUAACCGUAAAAAGAGCGUCAACACUUCCAAUAGCAAUAACAGCAGCAGCAACAAUGGUGAUAAUAACAACAAGGCUACCAGUAAUAAUGAUGAUAAUAAUGCAACUGAUAACAACUAUGGUAGUACUAAUAAUAGCAAUAAAUAUAGCCACAGCACUCAAACUAGCGAGAAUGAUCAUGGUUACUCAAGUGUCAAUGACGGUAAUGGCAGCAAUACGAGCAGAAGCAAUGAUCGGCUCAAGGGGUCCAUUUCUGGUGACAAGACUCCUAAUGAAACUAGCGACAUACAAAAUCAUCAUCAUCCUAACUAUGACAGAAACCAUUUAAUACCUCCAAGUCUAAGUUCGAGAAGGUCGUCAAAGGACUCGAUAUCUGCGCAACAUAUUAUUGAAAGUGUCCCUCAUAGUUUACGUCGGAAGGUGAGCACAUUGGUACAUGGGUUUGGUCAUGACUUGGAUAAUAAUCAUCUGGACAAUCAUUAUCCCAUAAGGAAGAUAGGUACUUUCCCCGAUGGAUCAGAUAAAGGAAAACAUUCAGAUAAUUCAGACAGGUCAGACAGGUUAGAUAUGCGACCAGAUGUAGUUCGUCAUCAUACAAGUCAUUUUGUUACAUCUUCAAAUUCAACUUUGAAUAGUCCGAAAAAAGAUGCAAAUACGCCUGGCAGCAAAUUAAAUACUAAUGCUAGUCAUGGUCAGUUGUCAUCUAGUGACUCUGAAUUUAAUCCAGUAAACGAUUCCAGUAAUAUAAGCACCUUCCAGUUAGAUACGAACUUGGAAAACUUGUCAGAUAUUACAAAACUUUCCAAUAAUUCGCGCAGGGGUUCCUUGACGGGUACGAGAAUGAAGUUUUCUCCUGAUAUCAACGAAAAUGAAUCAAAUAUCAAAACAGGAGACCAGUUUGAAGCACAGAAUCUCUCAUCGUCGAACGUUUCAGAUUCAGAUCUUGAUUUGAAAGGUAAGAAGAAAUAUUACAGUAAUAAAAGUGGAACGAGCAAAAAUUCAUCAUACACUAAAGGAUCACAGCAAUGGGUUGCCCCUGAAAGUUGGGACGUUGAAUCUGAUGUAGAGAAGCCAAGAGUCAAAAGAAAUAUACAUGGUGAAUUAAUGACGGGACGUUCUCGUCGGCAAGUGCAUCAAAUGAAAAGAGGUAGAACUCCUCAAGGAGAAAUGAGUGCUUUGAGUAAUGAUUCACAAAUAGAACCACCUUCUCAGAUUUCUAGAUCUUUAAAUGAUAGUGAUGGAUUUAAGGCUUUGAUGGAUUCUGAAUCCCAGGACACCGAUAGAUUUUCUUCUGGUACUGCCACUUCUUCCGAUACAGAGAGUAUGGAAUCGGAUUCAAGAACUUCAGCAACAUCGCCAAAACCCUCACAUACAGUGAGUUCUUUGAACAAAAUAAUUGGUAAUUCCACAGAAUGUCAGAACCAAUCCAGCCAAAAUAAGGUUAAUGAUCAAAAUGAUAAUAAUAUUAGCUUAGAUUCUGAGGGUCAUGUAUUAAGCAAAGAGAUUUCAGCAGAUGAUGAGAAACACGAUCGAGUCGAAUACGAGUUAGAAAGGUAUUACAAGGAUUUUAGUGAUUUAGAUCCCAAAAGACACUAUGCAAUUCGUAUUUUCAAUACCGACGACACUUUCACCACACUAUCAUGUACGCCAACUACAACGGUCCGGGAUAUCAUACCUGCUUUAAAAAGAAAAUUCAAUAUAACAUCUCAAGGUAGCUAUCAACUAUCUCUCAAGGUAGGUAAAUUAUCCAAAAUUUUGAGACCACUGGCAAAGCCGAUCAUAAUCGAAAGAAAACUGUUACUGUUAAAUGGUUACAAAAAGAGUGAUCCUCUACAUAUAAUGGGCAUUGAGGAUUUGAGUUUUGUUUUUAAAUUUCUCUUUCAUCCAGUGGCCCCAUCCCAUUUAACGGCAGAGCAAGAACAACGAUUGAUGAGGAGUGAUUUUAUACAUGUUGAUUUAAGAGCAAUGGAUUUAACGACCCCACCAAUCAUUUUUUAUCAGCAUACAUCGGAGAUUGAAAGUUUAGAUGUAUCCAAUAAUGCGGAUAUAUUCUUACCUUUAGAAUUUAUUGAAUCAGCCAUCAAAUUGUCAAGUUUAAGAAUGGUCAAUAUAAGAGCUUCAAGGUUUCCUUCAAACGUAACCGAAGUCUAUAAACUAGUUUCCUUGGAACUUCAGAGAAAUUUUAUUAGGAAGGUACCGAGUUCUAUCUCUAACCUGAAGAACUUAACAAUUUUAAACCUUCAGUGUAACGAACUGGAUAAAUUACCGAAAGGGUUUGGUCAAUUAGGAAGCUUGCAACUUUUGGAUCUCUCUUCAAAUCGAUUUGUUCAUUAUCCAGAAGUCAUCAAUUCGUGUACUAAUUUGUUGCAAGUGAACCUCUCUAAUAAUAAGAUAUACACAUUACCAGCAAGUGUGAACAAAUUGAAAAAGUUGGCUAAAAUGAAUUUAUCUCAUAACAAAUUGACCUCAAUUGCUGAUUUAUCGGAUAUGAAGAAUUUGAGAACUUUGAAUUUGAAGCAUAAUAGGAUAACAACUAUCAAAACUAGUGCUACGAACCUACAAAAUUUAUUUUUGACGGAUAAUAGAAUAUCGGAUUUCGAUGACAAUUUACCAAAAUUAAGAACCCUUGAGAUACAAGAAAAUCCUAUGACUUCAAUUUCUUACAAAGAAUUUUAUCCGAUGAGCAUGACCAGUUUGUCUUUGAGUAAAGCAAAACUAUCGAGCGUUCCUCGAGAACUUUUUGUUAAAUUAUCAUGCUUGGAAAAGUUAGAUCUAAGUGAGAAUAAUUUAACCCAAAUGCCGGAUGAAAUAUCGUUGUUGAGCAAGUUGGUGUAUCUUUCCGUGGCGCGAAAUAAAUUGGAAAGCUUACCAGCAGAAUUUCCACACUUAAAAAGUUUGAAAUCCCUUGAUUUACAUUCCAAUAACAUCAGAGAUUUUAUGGGUGGAAUGGAAGAUAUAGAGUUGACAUACUUAAACAUUUCAUCAAAUAUGUUUGGAAACUCCAUCUUGUCAGCACCAUUUUCGCAAAAUAUAUCUUCGACAUCAAAAUUAGCCAAGACCCUUUUGUUUUUUUUGGCUGCAGAUAACCAGUUUGACGAUCAAAUGUGGCCUUUAUUCAACUGUUUCACAAACCUCAAGAUAUUGAAUUUGUCAUACAACAAUUUCCAAGAUAUUUCCAAUUUGAAAUUAGAUAAUUUGACCGAACUAUUUUUCUCAGGAAAUAAUUUAUCCACAUUGUCUGGCGAUAUUGUAUUAAAGUGGAAGUAUUUGAAGACAUUAAUGUUAAACGGUAAUAACUUACUCUCUUUACCUGCGGAGUUAUCUCAAUUAAAACAUCUAACCGUAUUCGAUGUAGGUUCCAAUAACUUGAAAUAUAAUAUUUCUAAUUAUCAUUAUGAUUGGAAUUGGAGAGAUAACAAAGAUUUGAAAUAUCUGAAUUUAUCUGGUAACCGGAGAUUUGACAUCAAAUCUUCAAUAAAUCACGAGAUAGAUGCCGAUCUUUCGGAUCUUACUGUUCUUCAUAAUCUGAAAAUUCUUGGAUUGAUGGAUGUUACGCUGAAUGCUGCCAAGGUUCCUGAUGAAAAUAUUAAUUUUCGGAUGAGAACUACAGGUUCUAUGAUCAACGGCAUGAGAUAUGGUGUGGCAGAUACUUUAGGUAAACGGGAUUUUGUAUCAUCUAGAGAUGUAACGUUUGAAAGAUUUAGAGGUAAAGACGACGAAUGUCUCAUCUGCUUACACGAUGGUAAGAAUCAAAACGCAUCUUAUGGGCAUAAUAUUUCUCGGUUGGUAAGAGACAUCUACGACAAAAUUUUGAUCAGGCAGCUGGAAAAGUAUGAAGAUACUGACGAUGGCGUGAAAAAAGCCUUGCGCUUUAGUUUCCUGCAGUUGAACAAGGAAGUUAACAGCAUGUUGAGCUCUGUCGAUAACGGUAACGAUGUGGCUAAUUUGACCUCAGCCGACCUCCUAAGUGGUUCCUGUUCUACAGCAGUCUACAUUAAGGGUAAUAAGAUGUUCACCGCCAAUAUUGGUGAUUGUAUGGCAAUUUUAUCUAAAAACAAUGGUGAUUUCCAGAAGCUGACGAAAUUGCAUGCUCCAUAUAAAAGAGUAGAAUACGAAAGAAUCAGGAUUUCUGGUGGUUGCGUCAACGACGAUAAACUUGAUGGUGUCGUUGACGUUUCAAGAGCUGUCGGCUUUUAUGAUCUACUUCCACACAUUCAUGCUUCCCCAGAUAUUUCCCUCGUCUCUUUGACAAAGGCAGAUGAAAUGCUGAUUGUUGCUACUCAUAUGCUAUGGAAGUAUAUGGAUUAUGAGACUGCAUGCGAUAUUGCUCGAGAACACAAUUCUGAACCCAUGCUUGCAGCUGAGGCAAUGAAGGACCAUGCAAUCGCCUAUGGGUGCUCUGAAAAUUUGACUAUUUUAUGUUUAUCACUGUUCAAAAACGCUGAUCAGCAGAACAGAUUCAAUUUGAACAAAAAUGCAUUAAUGACACGAAGAAGCACUUUCGAAGAUGCUACUUUGAGAAGACUGCAGCCUGAAAUUCUCCCUCCUACAGGCAAUUUAGCUAUAGUUUUCACUGACAUCAAAAACUCCACCUUUUUAUGGGAACUUUUUCCGAAUGCUAUGCGAACAGCUAUCAAAACACAUAAUGAUGUUAUGCGUCGUCUAUUAAGAAUUUAUGGGGGUUAUGAAGUCAAAACAGAGGGCGAUGCUUUCAUGGUUGCCUUCCCUACACCAAUCAGUAGUUUAGUUUGGUGUAUGAGCGUACAAUUAAAAUUGCUUUCUGCGCAGUGGCCGGAAGAAAUUACCUCUAUUCAAGACGGUUGCGUUAUCCUUGAUAAAAAUGGAAAUAAGAUAUAUCAAGGGUUAUCAGUUCGUAUGGGAAUUCAUUGGGGCUGUCCAGUACCUGAGCUUGAUUUGGUUACGCAAAGGAUGGAUUACCUAGGGCCCAUGGUUAAUAAAGCAGCCAGGGUAGAAGGAGUAGCAGAUGGUGGUCAAAUAACUCUCAGUAGCGAUUUCUGCUCGGAAUUCAAUAAAAUUAUGAAACUGCAUGAAAGGGUUGUAAAGGACAAAGAGUCGUUGAAAGACGUUUAUGGUGAAGAAUUUGUCGGUGAGCUUAUUGAAAAAGAGAUCGCUAUGCUCGAAAGUAUUGGAUGGGUUUUCUUCAACCACGGUGAACAAAAACUAAAGGGAUUGGAAACUAAGGAGCUGCUGACAAUUGCAUAUCCAAAAAGUUUAGCAUCAAGACAUCAUUUUGUGACAGAAGACGAACAGACCAGAUUGCUGAAUGAGGAUUGUUUGGUUCGUCUGCGGAGUAGUGCAAGAAAAUUGGAAUCGAUAGUUUCUGCUGUUAGCGGUGGCUAUAUUGAUGUUGAAGAUCGUGUCAAAGGCAAUAAAAGCUAUAGUGUCGACGAUGUUGUUAAAAAUAAUAUAGGUCUUGUCACUUCAGAAAAGGAAUUAUACGCAUUUUUUGACCAUCUAGUAACGAGAGUUGAGGCAUAUGCGGCCUUAAUAAAACUGCGACAAGUAGUGGGUGGUGGUCUCGACUGCUAUAGAGUUUCUGAUAGCGGCCCGGCACAAAAAAGUAUAGCGGAAUUGCUAGAGGACGUCUUAGCAAGAAUGGAGAAGUGA
Molecule: messenger RNA, 6405 nt
Organism: Zygotorulaspora mrakii
Lineage: Eukaryota; Fungi; Ascomycota; Saccharomycetes; Saccharomycetales; Saccharomycetaceae
Gene: CYR1
Product: adenylate cyclase
Exons: 1
Coding region: 1-6405 (2134 amino acids)
Biological process (GO): intracellular signal transduction; cyclic nucleotide biosynthetic process
Molecular function (GO): protein binding
Source: RefSeq, a predicted model, not a curated record